Messenger RNA from Episyrphus balteatus (marmalade hoverfly), 2989 nucleotides. Its product is annotated as transmembrane channel-like protein 5. The record is from RefSeq and is a predicted model, not a curated record. Gene Ontology annotation, cellular component: plasma membrane. The transcript is spliced from 9 exons. Lineage: Eukaryota; Metazoa; Arthropoda; Insecta; Diptera; Syrphidae. Gene Ontology annotation, molecular function: mechanosensitive monoatomic ion channel activity. The coding region runs from base 325 to 2775 and encodes 816 amino acids.
UACAAAAAUUUAAAAAAAAAAUACAGAACAGAAGCAAAAAUAAAAAUUCCGGCAGCCAGGGCCAACCUAGCAAAAAUUACGUGUGCCUUGUGUUAAACCAAUUUAUUAUUUUUCUUUUAAUUUAUUAUUUUUAAUUUUUUGCCCACCUACUAUCUACCCUUUCCGGUCAACCAGUUUAUUUGAUUAAUUUCAAUCCAUUUUGAGGUUCAUUUCGAAAGUUUUUAAUCCGUCGUAGUUUGGAACUCUAUUUACUAUUAUUUGCAAUGCCAGCAAUUAAGUUAGAAAAACUAACCAAAACAACCUUCAUUUGAGCUUUAAAAAAAAAUGCCCCGCCAAGGAGUCGAUAAUUCCCUAUUCGCUAUCAACACCGAAGAUCUAGAUCGUAUUGAUGUUGUUACUGAAGCUUCCUCACACUCUGACCUCAAUUCAACGGGAAGUCAUCAUUUCCUAACAGGUUCUAAAACAAAUUAUCGAUUUACAAAUCCUGACAAUGAAGAGGAAGCUUCUAAAAUACAAUCUCCAUCAAAUAGAGUUCGACGAUGGUCACAAAACAUAUCAAGAAUAAGCAAAGGCAAGUCAUCAUUUCGCGACAAGACAAUCUACAAACUUCCCUCCCGCAAAGUUUUCGCUGUCGAUGGCAAACCAAUUCCGAAUGAUUCCGAUGCAGAGAUUGAACAACUUGUGGAAGAAAUCGAACAACAUGAUCAUUUAAUGCAGGACACUGCUGUUAGCAAGCAAAUAAGAAUAGAAACUAUUCGAGCACUUCCGCAUCCAUUGUCCACUAAACGACGACUCAAGAGUAAAAUCACUCUCUCCGUGACACAACAUUUGUCUGGAGAGAGAUCUCAACUAAUGAAUCGAGUAAAGGAUUUUCUUUGUCAUUGUGGUCUGAAAAUCUGGUCACUCUUGGGAAGUCUAUUUAGUGGAAUUGAGAUUUGGUAUGAUGCAAUGAAAACAAUUGAAGGUCAUUUCGGCUGUAGUGUUGGGACAUACUUCAAAUUCCUUCGAUGGUUAUUUGUUAUGAAUGUUGUGGUGCUGAUGUUGACUUUUAUAUUCAUUACUUUGCCGCAAAUUCUUUUUAAUACUUUCGAUGAACGAAGUCGUCAUGUGACAGACAAAAUAAAAGAAAGGAGGUUUUUUGAUCUUUUGACUGGAGAGGGCUUCUUAAAGAAUUCAUUACUCUUUUAUGGUGCGUAUACGAAUAUGACAAUUACAUUGGGAACAUCGAGCAGUUAUAGCCUUCCACAUGCAUACUAUGUGACCAUGUUACUAAUUUAUUUGGUGACUUUUGUUUUGAUCUCCUCGAGCAUGGCUCGUUCUUAUCGAAAAAGUUUCAUUGAAUCAUCAGGUGGCAUACCAAGUAUGUAUGCCCACAAAAUAUUCUGUUCAUGGGACUUUGGAAUCUCAAAUGGCAAGGCUGCAAAUAUCAAACAUGAAUCCAUCUAUGAUGAGCUAAAAACAGUCCUAAGCAAUAUAGACAGAGACAAAAAACAUAUUCCUAGACUUUGGAAAUUAUGGAUAUUUUGCGCACGAAUUGCUGCCCAUUUGCUUGUUAUUGCUCUAAUUGCUGCAUUGGGUACUGCUAUAUGGAUUCUGUUAAAGUUCUAUGGUGAAGCUAGAACUAAAUCUCCAUGGAAGUCACUUUAUGUUGCAACUGCCGUUAAUAUUUCUAUGGUGAUAUUGCAGGCAUUUUUCUCCUGGAUUGGAAAAAUGGAGGACUACAGAACUCCCAGAAGAACUCUACAUGUUACGCUGGUUCGAACAUUUCUCCUAGAAGGAGUGAUAAUUGGAGUUCUAGUCUACUUCUGGCUGAAUAAAAAGUAUCAAGGGUGCUGGGAGACUGCGAUUGGACAGGAAAUCUAUCGCUUGGUCAUAUCGGACUUCUUUAUUAAUAUUUUUAUAGUUCCUUUGUUUGAUGUUGUUCGGGCCAAGAUCAUUGCACGACGAUGGCCCAAAGUAGAGAAACCUAAUUUUGACAUAUCACAAAAUAGCCUUGGCUUAGUAUUUAACCAGACCCUUCUAUGGAUAGGUCUUUUAUUCUCACCGCUACUUGCCUUAGUGUUGGUCGUUAAAAUGGCCCUCACAUUCUAUGUUAAGAAAACCACCCUAAUCUAUCUUUGUAAAUCACCCAAACACAUGUGGCGUUCAGCACAAACACAAACUCUCUAUCUAGUCUUUACUUUUCUUUCCCUUUUGGGAGUCAUCCUAACUCUCGGCUAUAUCAUGACUCAGGUUCCUGUAAGUCAGAAAUGUGGUCCAUUUCGUGAUUAUGUAUUUAUGUUUCAAAUAUUUAUCAAUGGUGUGCUUAAAUUGCGAGAAAACGAUUGGGUGUGGGGUGCUCUCAUGUGUCUCAUUCGUCCAGCUGUGAUUGGUGGAAUUCUUUUAGCUAUGAUGGUGCAUGUUUAUUAUUUGAGAUCAAAAGCUCAAGCUAGAGGAAUUAUGGUUAAGCUACUUAAGGAUAUGCUUUAUCUUGAAGCGAAGGAUAAAGAGUUUCUUGUAAUGCAUAUUACAAAGAUUACUAAAGAUCGACAUUGGAUGUUUGAAGAAGAUGAUCAGAAGAGUAAUUUGCAACAUGAGGAUCCUUCAGAUGAAUUUGCUGAAUCAUGUUCGACUUGGAAAUUUGAAAGACAUAAACCGAGAAAUCAAAGUGUGAGCAGUCGGAGUAGUGUUAGUACUUCAAGGACUGUUAAUGGUGGAACAGAUGACGAUGAUGAUGAUGAUGAACAUGAAACAAUACAUAUCGAUGAAUCAAUUACAAGAGAUAAGGACACUUAAUAAAAAAAAAUAUGAAUUGCGAUAGUCUUCCAAUAAUAAUGGAUUUUUAAUUAAAUCUCAAGUAUUUAUGUAGUUAUAUAUUUAUUAUUAUUUUAUUUUAAAUCACACUUAACAACAAUUGAACAUACAAAUAUUAUAUUAUUGCUGAAAGGAUAUAUAGAAAAUUAUACUUAUUAUCUAAUGUUAAGCAAAAAAUGUUUACAAAAAAUGAACA